This is a messenger RNA of Salvia splendens (bonfire salvia), 2206 nucleotides long. RefSeq names its product potassium transporter 26. Bases 21 to 2177 code for a protein of 718 amino acids. Gene Ontology annotation, cellular component: membrane. The record is from RefSeq and is a predicted model, not a curated record. Gene Ontology annotation, molecular function: potassium ion transmembrane transporter activity. Gene Ontology annotation, biological process: potassium ion transmembrane transport. The transcript has 6 exons. NCBI's taxonomy places the organism in Eukaryota, Viridiplantae, Streptophyta, Magnoliopsida, Lamiales, Lamiaceae.
ACAAGAAGUCGUAUAUUAUCAUGAACUCUGACCCCGAAAAUGGCGGAUGCAAAGGUGGUGGUGGAGACAUCGCCAGGCAGAUCGAAGUAGAAGCUGAUAUUGAUACAGCCAUGAGUUUCACUAAAACUUAUCAAACUCCCCAAAGAGAAAAGGUAUAUUCAAAUUGGGAGAGCAUGGUUUUGGCCUACCAAUCUCUUGGAGUAGUGUACGGCGACUUGGGAACUUCUCCGGUGAACGUUUUCUCCGCGACCAGCUUCACUAACCUGAGUGAAGACGAUCUUUUGGGAACCCUAAGCCUCAUUAUAUGGACCCUCACAUCUCUCGUGUUGGUCAAAUACGUGUUCAUCGUGCUACAUGCCAACGAUCAUGGCGAAGGAGGUACCUUCGCCAUCUAUUCCUACAUCUGCCGACACAUCCACUUCAACACCAAAUUCACCAUCCACAACACCAAAUUACAACCGGAUUCUGCCAUGGCUUAUUACACCGGGGGGGGCCACAGCCCUCUCUCCACUAGGGCCAAGAAUUUUCUCGAGAGAAGCUCUUCUGCUCAGAAUUUCCUCACCGUCAUCGUCCUCCUCGGAACCUGCAUGGUUAUUGGAGAUGGAGCUCUUACCCCUGCAACUUGUGUUCUUUCAGCUCUUCAAGGAAUCCAGUCACGAUCAUCCAAGAUCACACAAGACCAUGUGGUGUGGAUAUCUGUAGUUCUUUUAGUAGCCUUGUUUGUAUUCCAACGAUGUGGAACUAGCAAAGUCAGCUUCUUGUUUUCUCCAAUCAUGUUGAUUUGGUUUGCCACCAAUGUUUCAAUUGGUGUUUACAACAUUUUCAAGUAUGACCCCUCCAUUCUCAAAGCCGUGUCGCCACACUACAUCGUUAAGUUCUUCAUGGCCAACGGCAAGACUGCGUGGGAUCUCCUCGGAGCAGUCUUCUUGAGCAUCACAGGAGCUGAGGCUAUGUUUACAGAUUUGGGGCACUUCAACAAAAGGGCUAUUCAGUUGGGCUUCUCUUUGGUGGUUUAUCCGUCACUCAUAGUGACGUACGCAGGCGAAACGGCUUACCUAGUGAAGCACCCUGAGAACAUCACCGACGCCUAUUACAGUUCUCUUCCGAAUCCAGUUUACUGGCCGAUGUUCGUUAUCUCCACGCUAGCUGCAGUUGUUGCAAGCCAGUCUAUGAUCUCCGCAUGCUUCUCCAUCGUGAAGCAGUCGCUGGCGCUCGGCUGCUUCCCCAGGGUCAACAUAAUCCACACAUCCUCCAACCACCAAGGCCAGGUCUACUCCCCUGAGAUCAACACCAUUCUACUUAUCCUCACGGUGGCGCUCGUCGUCGGAUUCAAGGGCGGAGUCGAGCUCGCCAAUGCGUACGGCGUGGUGGUGAUAUGGGUCAUGAUGAUCACCACGUUUCUCACGAGUCUCGUGAUGCUGGUGAUUUGGAAGACGAAUGUGGUGGCCGUGUUGGGAUUCUUGGUGCCGUACGUUUUGAUGGAGGGCGCGUUCAUGACUUCCUUGCUGAGGAAGAUACCGCAAGGGGGAUGGGUUCCGUUCGCCAUAUCAGUUCUCUUCAUGACCGUGAUGAUGUCGUGGACGUACGGAAGGAGCAAGAAGACGACGUACGAGGCCGAGAACAAGAUGAGUGUGACAGAACUCGACGAGGCAUUAUCCAGCAUCUACCGGACUCCAGGGGUCUGUUUGUUCUUCACCGAUCUCGUCCACGGCCUUCCGCCCAUCAUCCGCCGCUACAUCCACCACAUGAACUCGGUGCGUGAGAUCAUGGUCGUCGUCACCAUCAGGACUCUGCCGAUCAAAACCGUCUCAGCUGAGGAGCGUCUCCAUGUGGGAAAGCUGGGGCGCAACGGGGUGUACCAGUGUUUGAUCCAGUUCGGGUACAAGGAUGCAGAGGACAUCGACGGAGCCAAAUAUACAGAUCACAUAGCCGCAAAGCUCCUUGAGCUGACCGAUGAUAACAGUGAGAAGCACAAGAUUCGGAGUUCGAUGCAGAAAGGGAUAGAGUUUGUUACUGGAAGGACUAUUCUCAAGGCAAACAAGAAGAGCGAUAUGCUCUCGCGGUUCACCAUAGAUUAUAUGUAUAGGUUUCUGCAAAAGAAUAGCAUGCCUGCGUUUUCAACAGUUCGGACACCUUCCAACGCAACGCUGCAGGUCGGGAUGUUGUACGAAAUCUGAAUCCAGACUUCAGUAUGGACCAGAUAGGU